CCUGCGCACUGGCGUCCAUUGGCAUGGCGGCAGCAUGGCGUUGGAGUCUAUCCGUUAUGAGCCUGGCUCCCUGCAGGUGCUCGACCAGCUGCUGCUGCCCCAGCAGAGCCGCUACGAGGUGGUGGGCUCGGUGCAGCAGGCCUGGGAGGUCAUCCGCGCCAUGAAGGUGCGAGGCGCCCCCGCCAUCGCGCUUGUCGGCUGCCUCAGCCUCGCGGUGGAGCUGCGAGCCGGCGCAGGGGGCCCGGGCCCCGCCGAGCUCGCCGCCUUCGUGCGCGAGCGACUGGGCCACCUGGUGACCGCACGGCCCACCGCCGUCAACAUGGCCCGUGCCGCGCGCGACCUGGGGGACGCCGCGACCCGGGAGGCGGCGCGCGACGGCGCCACGGAGGAGGCUGUGCGGGAGAGGGUGAUCUGCUACGCUGAGGACAUGCUGAAGAAGGACCUCAGGGACAACCGCAGCAUCGGGGACCUGGGAGCCCACCACCUCCUGGACCGGGCCGCCCCCCAGGGGGGCAAGGUGACUGUGCUGACCCACUGUAACACUGGCGCACUGGCCACCGCCGGCUACGGCACAGCCCUGGGUGUUAUCCGCUCCCUGCACCAGCUGGGCCGCCUGGAGCGCGCCUUCUGCACGGAGACCCGGCCCUACAACCAGGGCGCGCGGCUGACGGCCUUUGAGCUAGUGUAUGAGGGCAUCCCCGCCACCCUCAUCACCGACAGCAUGGCAGCUGCUGCUAUGGCCCACCAGGGUGUGUCAGCCGUCGUUGUGGGAGCUGACCGCGUGGUUGCCAAUGGAGACACAGCCAACAAAGUCGGCACCUACCAGCUGGCUAUCGCCGCUAAGCACCACGGCAUCCCCUUCUACGUGGCUGCUCCCAGUUCCUCCUGUGACCUCUGCCUGGAAACUGGCCAGGACAUCAUCAUCGAGGAGCGGCCGGGCCACGAGCUCACCGAUGUGAAUGGGGUCAGGAUUGCAGCACCCGGUAUUGGGGUGUGGAAUCCCGCUUUUGACGUCACCCCACACGACCUCAUCACUGGUGGCAUCAUCACAGAGCUGGGUGUCUUCACCCCCGAGGAACUCCGAGCAGCCCUGAGCACUAGCCCGUUAGGGGCAGGCACCUAGGCGGAAUCCAAAAGGAACCAAGCCAGUCUCCCCCACCCCGACCCUCAAUUUCCACCAUGAAGUAGCCUAGCCAGUGUAAUCCCAGCACUCGGGAGGCUGAGGCAGGAGGAUCAUUUCGAGUUCAAGACCAGGGGCUACAGAGUGAGCUCAAGGCCAACCUGAACUACAUACAGACCCUGUCUCAAAAAAGACAAAAAAAUAGUGUUGCCAAAAGCUGACCUUCCUCUGGCAGCCAGGCUUCACCCUGGAGCAGAAGGAGCAGGCAGGGUCCUUCAUGGCUCGUAGGGGCCAGCAGUCCAAGUGUGGCAGUAUGUGCCUGUUGUUGCAACCUCAGGAGGCUGAAGCAGGAGGAUUACUGUGAGUUCAGGGUUAGCUUGAGCCACAUAGCAAGACCCUGUGUCAAGCACACACCCUAAGGAGCCCAGUACCAGUGACUGAGCUACCCAGGUUCAACUCUCAGCUCUGUUUCUCCUGUGUGCCCUUGGCAAGUCCCUUCAUCUCUUUGUGCCUUAGUUUCCUGCAGAUAAAACAGAGAUAAAGCCAGGUGUGGCAGCACACCCCUGGACUCAGGAAGUUGAGGCAAGAGGGUCACUGUUCGAGCCAGCAUGGUCCACCUAGUUAGACCUUGUCUCAAAAAGAAAAAUAAACCUGGGUGUGGUGGCACACCCCUAUAAUCCCAGCACUCGGGAGGCUGAGGCAGGAGGAUCCCUGCGAGUUCCAGGCCAGCCUGGGCUACAGGUGAAUUCAAGACCAGGUUGUACUGCAUCUCAAGACCCUGCCUCAACGGAAGACCAAAACUAAAAAUAAACUAUUGUUUAAUGUCG
Cavia porcellus (domestic guinea pig) is the source of this 1947-nucleotide messenger RNA. It is a transcript of the gene Mri1, whose product is annotated as methylthioribose-1-phosphate isomerase 1. Gene Ontology annotation, molecular function: S-methyl-5-thioribose-1-phosphate isomerase activity. The record is from RefSeq and is a predicted model, not a curated record. NCBI's taxonomy places the organism in Eukaryota, Metazoa, Chordata, Mammalia, Rodentia, Caviidae. The coding region runs from base 35 to 1123 and encodes 362 amino acids. The transcript is spliced from 5 exons.